Molecule: messenger RNA, 5445 nt
Organism: Panthera uncia (snow leopard)
Lineage: Eukaryota; Metazoa; Chordata; Mammalia; Carnivora; Felidae
Gene: ZNF79
Product: zinc finger protein 79
Exons: 3
Coding region: 1986-3233 (415 amino acids)
Biological process (GO): regulation of transcription by RNA polymerase II
Molecular function (GO): DNA-binding transcription factor activity; RNA polymerase II cis-regulatory region sequence-specific DNA binding
Source: RefSeq, a predicted model, not a curated record
UAUAUAGAUACAGAUGGAGGUUCAAAAAUGGCUUGAGAGCAAAGGAAGGAGCCUGGGUUGGUGUGUUUAUGGUGGUUUUGAAGGUCUAAGUACCCAAUUCCGGCGACAUUCUCCAAAUGAAUGAACUGCUCAUUGGCUGUCCUACCCUGUAGGACAGUGAAAUAUUGUUUCUCCAGUAUUCCCAAUACAUUUCCAACAGAUUAAGGUCAUUCUGUGACCAUGAUGAAUCAAGACAGAAACAAGGCCACUCCGUAGUCACCUCCGAACUGAGACAAGAAAAAAGAAGAAUAUCGUCCAAACAACAAAACUGACCAAACACCCCCUAUCCUAGCUAAUAUGAGUAACCACUGCUACUUUCCCAGUUGUAGUUUUGGCCUCGCUGCAUUCUUCCUUUCUUCUAGGUGUGUUCCUAGUGGUCUUUGGCUGGAUGGUGUUGACAAGUUUUUAAGAGGGUCCACCGAUGGACCCAUAUGGUAACUGCAAUAUGGAAUGCAUUUUGCUCUAACAAGCAAAGUCUUUUCUUUUUUUCAUUGGAAGACCUGUAAACGAGACUACAAGUCAUGAAAUAUCACUAUUUACAAAUAGAACUGCACAAAAGAGAAACUAGACAAAAAGAAAGAGAAAAGGUUGUUGAUCUCAUAACUCCUAAGGCAAGACAGCUUGGUAAAAGGGUAGAGGGAUGGAUAUAUAUGUAUCUGCAUCUGGAUAGGUGUAUGUAUAUACAGUACACAACAGAUCGAUGAUGUUAGGUGGUGGAUGCUCACGGUAGAAAUCUUUCAACGUUGCUGUACGUUCGAAAAGAAAUUUAAGAAGAAAAGAAAAAUGCUGCAAAGGAAAACCUCACAAAGCUAUGUGUCUUUCUCGUUCUUGGCUUUUUCCAAGGAAAUGAGGCUUGAGCCAGCUUUCCCGCGACAGGCGCGUUUCGGCGCGUUUCCGUUUCAAGGCAAAAGAGAGAGGGCUGGCGCUGAAACCAGGAAAUGGCGCAUGUGUGUGGGCGGGACAUGCAAAUUAAAGUGUCUGUUUCUCUCACGAGCUAUAGGAGCAAACAAUAAAAAGCUUGAAAGCCUUCCCUCCCUCCCCAAAAAAUAGCUACAGAUGUAUAUGCACUCUGUGUAUAAAGUCUGUCAGAGUUGUAGACAUGCAAAGAGACUGUAUUUGAUUUAUUUUUGUGUGUCAGUAUCCUGUAUAGUGUGAGGCACGUAGGAAGUGAUCAAUCAGUGUUUUUCUUAAACUACUCAGAGCUGCCUCAUAUCCUAAGGCCACUGGGCAAGCCGGAAUGUGCUUGUUUGGGGCGCCUGGGUGGCUCAGUCAGUUGAGCGUCCUACUUUGGCUCAGGUCAUGAUCUUGCGGUUUAUGAGUUUGAGGCCCGCGUCCGGCUCUGUGCUGACAGCUCAGAGCCUGGAGCCUGUUUCAGAUUCUGUGUCUCUCUGCCCCUCCCCUGCUCACAGAUUCUGUGUCUCCCUCUCUCUUCCCUGUCUCCUGCUCGAGCUCUCUCUGUCUCUUAAAAAAUAAAUAAACGUUAAAGGAAUGUGCUUGUUGUUUCAGGGAUCCAUGCCCUUCAGCAGUGUGACUGUAGCUUUUACCCAGGAUGGGUGGAGGCGCUUGAUCCCUGCUCCUAAGGACAGGUUCAAGGAGGGGAUACCAGAAAACACCAGGAACUUGGUCCUGCUGGGAGGGGCGGGGUGACCUCAGGCCAGUUCCUCCACAUUCAGUAAGUUCUUGUCUUUUUUAAUAACUUGCUUUGGGGACUUCACUUCACUCCUUGACUUGACCCCUCCUUGGCACUGUGUCUGUCUUAAUUACUGCUGCAUCCCCCAGUGCCUGGCACCAAGUAAGUGCUCAAUAAAUACCUACUGAGUGAGUGAAAUAAGCCACCUGACUAGUGUGUUUCCACUCCCUUGAGUUCUGGUGGCUAUUUAUACUUAAUCUACAUCUCUAAAGCCCAUUUUCCCCCUUGAAAAGGACUUCCAGUGUCCCAGCCUGGCAUGAACUCUCAGUUGGAACAAAGGGAAGAAGGCCCGUGGAUGCUGGAGGGAGGAGGCCUGAGGAGCACCUGCAUCGACUGGAAGAUUAUGUCUGAAUCACCACCCGAGCAAGACAUUUCUGAAAAUUCAUUCCAAGACGCAAGUAUAGAGAUGCCCCCUGGGGAGUCAGACCCCAGGAACAGUGAACCGGGGAAGGGCUUCAACCUGAGACCAGUCCUUUCUCCACAACAGAGAGUUCCUACAGAAGUGAGACCCCGCAAAUGGGAAGCACAUACAAAGAGCCUCAGGAAAAAUUCAGAUACCACGAAGCCUCACAGAGCGAAACCAUAUACGUGCAGUGAAUGCGGCAAAGCCUUCAGUUACUGCUCCUCCCUGUCUCAGCAUCAGAAGAGUCACACUGGGGAGAAACCGUAUGAGUGCAACGAAUGUGGGAAGGCUUUCGGCCAGAGUUCAUCUCUCAUUCAGCACCAGAGGAUUCACACCGGAGAGAAGCCUUACAAAUGCAACGAAUGUGGAAGAGCCUUCAGCCAGAACGCCAACCUCACCAAACACCAGCGAACUCACACGGGAGAGAAGCCCUACAGAUGCAGCGCGUGCGACAAGGCCUUCAGCGACUGCUCCGCCCUCGUCCAGCAUCAGCGAAUCCACACAGGAGAAAAGCCCUACGAGUGCAGCGACUGCGGGAAGGCCUUCCGCCACAGCGCGAAUCUCACGAACCACCAGAGGACGCACACAGGGGAGAAGCCGUACGAGUGCAGGGAGUGUGGGAAGGCCUUCAGUUACUGCGCCGCCUUCAUUCAGCACCAGCGAAUCCACACGGGGGAGAAACCCUACAAGUGUGGCGCGUGCGGGAAGGCCUUCAGCCAGAGCGCAAACCUCACAAACCACCAGAGGACUCACACGGGAGAGAAGCCCUACAAGUGCAGCGAGUGUGGGAAGGCCUUCAGCCAAAGUACAAACCUCAUAAUCCACCAGAAGACCCACACUGGGGAGAAGCCCUAUAAAUGUAACGAGUGUGGGAAGUUUUUCAGUGAGAGUUCAGCCCUCAUUCGACAUCACAUCAUUCACACAGGAGAAAAACCCUAUGAGUGCAAUGAAUGUGGGAAGGCCUUUAACCAGAGCUCCUCCCUAAGUCAGCAUCAGAGAAUCCACACUGGUGUGAAACCCUAUGAAUGUGCCGAGUGUGGGAAGGCCUUCAGGUGUAGUUCAGCUUUCAUUAGACAUCAGAGACUCCAUGCUGGGGAAUAACCAGAAACAACCAAAAAGUGGGUAGGGACCGGACAGGUAGUUUGAAAACCUCUGGAGACAUCGGGCUUUUUGUAGUCUGUAGCUCAGAGCCACAUGCAAAAAAAGCACCUUUAAUAAAUAGUCCCUACUUUACAUGUUGUAUGUGGAAGGUGUUGAGAGCUCUUCUUUUCAGGAAGCAUAAAUUACCCAAUUCAAAUUAGAGAUUGACCUUUAUUCAGUGAGUGCUUGUAUAGAGUGCACUGCAGAAACCUUGGUUCGUAAGAAGUGACCAGUGAGUGAAGGACUUGUUGCCUUCUUAAAGGCCAGGUAUUUGGGGAGGAUGUUAUCUCUGUGUGAAUAAGGGCUGUUAAAAAGAACCAACACUGAACAGGAAUGAACAGUUUCUCCAUAAUGGGGCCAAAGUGAGGAAAAAGACUAAAAGCCACUAACUACUAUAUGCUACAGUCUUACCAGGAGUAAGGAAGAUAUAUCCAUGUUCAAGAUAGGAAAAUCUAGGCAGACAGGCCCAAUGCACCUAGUUCUAGUGUUGGCUACUGCUAGGAAGAAAACUGUCCAGAGGGAAAAAUGGAGGCUGAAAGUAUCAGGAUGAAGCUAGUCAAAUCCCCCAGCAAGGUACAUCCCUUUCUAUGGAGACGCAAGAGAACCUGAAGCUCACCAUCUUCCCCUGGCUCUUAGGCUGGUGGGUCCUACACUUCCUCCCUUUCUAGAGAACAGUAUCCUUUAGGUCAAGAUUUUCCUUGUGGGCCUACUUUCUUCCUUGAAAGGUCCUGGGGGGCUUCUUUGACAUAUCCUCACACCCAAUCAGCAUGACCUCAUCUCUGCAUUUAUAAACCCCUGAGGUUUGACACUACGCAUUGACUUCAGAAUCAGCCUCAACAGUCAUCACCCAGGGCCUCUAGCUUGUUUCUUGGCAACUUGGCACAGGUCCUCAGUGCUCAGGUAAUCCUUUCACUAAAGACAGCUCUCCAACCUGCUUGUACCUGGGGCAAUUAAAAAAUCCACUAACUUGAAAGGCCCAUUGACAAAAUUACGGAAAGGCAAAGAUGCAAUACCGAGGAAAUUAAGUUCUUGGGUUAAUUAUUCAUAACCCCCUUUAGGUUAGUCCCAAAAGCCCCUUCAAGCAGCUUGAUUGUAGCUUGCCCCAGGACCCAGCUAUAUCAUCCACACCUUAAUAAAAAAAGGAGCCAAACUAAGGGAAGAGAGACUCAGGAAAGGCAAAAACAUGCCAUUAGAAAAUGACCUGUAAGGGGGCGCCUGGGUGGCUCAGCUGGUUAAGUGUCCCAACUUUGGCUCAGGUCAUGAUCUCACAGUUUGUGCGUUGAGCCCCGCGUAGGACUCUGUGCUGACAGCUCGGAGCCUGGAGCCUGCUUUGGAUUCUGUGCCCCCCUCCCUCUCUGCCCCUCUCCAGCUUCCACGCUCUCUCAAAAUACACUAAAAAAACUUUUUUUUAAAGAAAGAAAACGACCCUUAAGGACAUAAAGGUCAGGUUUCUUUGUUUCCCAUCAGUGCUUCUGAGCCCUGGCUGUGCACUGGAAUGGAUAGUGAAGCCUCACAUUAAGGGUUAUGGGCCCCUAACACACUCAAGAAUUAAACUGGUCUGGGAUAGAUUCCUGACCAUUUCACACUGGGGUAGUUUUCUUUUUGGCCAAGAAUUUUGUUCUUCUCAAGAGUUCUAUGAAUACAUACAGCCUACAAAUAGCACAGAGACUUCCUUUCUAGGGGUCUUCUCUGAGCUAGUCCCAUACAGGGCAGCAAUCUGACCCACAAGGAGCUUGUUACCCAAGCAAUGACUUUUUCCAGAGGUUCUGCCACCGUGACCCCAUUAGCCACCAUUUGACCACAAAGGGGGUAGGUCCCUCAAGGAAGAGCCUGUAUCAAAAGGUCCACUGGUUGUCAACUGAUCCUUUAUUAAAAUAGUUUCCUUUGUAGUUCUUGAUCUUAACUCUGUGGGAAAGAAAAAAGAAAAACCUAUCAUUAGUGGAACAAGAAAUUCUUAAUAGUCCAAACCCAUUACUGACCAUUUCUAGAAACUUUGCAGCCUGCACAAAUACUACUUUAGCUUUCCUCCAGCUCUCACCCUGAACUAGGCAAGAGAAACAGAAGUCACUUACAGCUGGACAUUCCACUGCACCACUAUUGAUGUCAUCUAUGAUGUCAUGAGGGUGGCGGCCAUCAACAUUGCAGCCCACAGAUUGGGCGGUCCCCAGAAUCU